UUUUUUAAUGUUUUGAAGCAAUAAUUGCCUCAGGUUUACUUCUGCUGCACCAACACCAGGGGGCACUAAUCAGCCGUAAAUAGGCAGCUGGCGACAGUAAGCUGUAAUUUCUUAGUUGUGUAGUAGCCUGAACUUAUCUGCUGGAUAUAAUUAAAGAAAAUAAAUAAAUUCAUAAAUGGAAAAAGCCCUACGUAAAUUUUCCGCGCACUACUUUUAGUGUCUGAAUGGAUGAAGGUGUAUAACAAAAGGAUCCCACUAGAACACCGCUGUGCCAUAAGUGCGCACUAAACUGUUCCUCUUGCUCACUGGAGCAAGAAUACCGUGGUAUUCAAACUGUAUUUGAAUACCACUCACAGCUUUGGUUUUCAGCCCCAAGCCCUUCCCUCAGAGCAGGAAGAAACACAAAGUUGGCACUUGGAAGAGACCUCUCUGCGUAAAAAGGAGCGAGCCUGGAUCGUGCGUUGCGCAGAAUCGCUGCUCGCUUACGAUUAAAUUUACAGAAGAGAGGCGCAUCUCCACCUCACAGGAUGCGAGAAUAGCGCGCUGAAUGGUGCUGCAUGGUUUUGGGCACCGAGGACGAAAAGUUGCGCAAAAAGCCCAGUCCUGCGCCAGGAGAAUCCCGCUGUUUUCAGUUAGGCGAGUGGCACGAUGUCGGCUCUACGGAGGAAAUUCGGCGAGGACUAUCAGGUGGUGAACACCAGCAGGAGCAUGACUUUUUCUGCGCCGGCGAAGAGGAAGCGGCAGCGCUUCGUGGAGAAGAACGGCCGCUGCAACGUCCAGCACGGUAACCUUGGCGGGGAGACCAGCAGGUACCUGUCUGACCUCUUCACCACGCUGGUGGAUCUCAAGUGGCGGUGGAACCUGCUCAUCUUCAUCCUCACCUACACGGUGGCGUGGCUGGUCAUGGCUUCUAUGUGGUGGGUGAUCGCGUAUAUCCGUGGGGAUCUGAGCACCACCGGCCACGACCCGUCCUACACGCCGUGCGUCGCCAACGUCUACAACUUUCCCUCCGCGUUCCUGUUCUUCAUCGAGACCGAGGCGACAAUCGGCUACGGCUCCCGCUACAUCACCGAAAAGUGCCCGGAGGGCAUCAUCCUCUUCCUCUUCCAGUCCCUGCUGGGCUCCAUCGUGGACGCCUUUCUCAUCGGCUGCAUGUUCAUCAAGAUGUCGCAGCCGAAGAAGCGCGCGGAGACGCUCAUGUUCAGCCAGGACGCGGUCAUUUCGCAGCGGGACGGAAAGUUGUGCCUCAUGUUUCGCGUGGGGAACCUGCGGAACAGCCACAUGGUCUCCGCGCAGAUCAGGUGCAAACUCAUCAAGUCUAGACAGACCCCAGAGGGAGAGUUUCUGCCUCUGGACCAGUGCGAGUUGGACGUGGGUUUUGGCACGGGAGCGGACCAGCUUUUCUUGGUGUCACCUCUCACCAUCUGCCAUGAGAUCAACACCAACAGCCCGUUCUUUGAUCUCUCCCAGCGCUCGCUCAUGAACGAGCAGUUUGAGAUAGUAGUUAUUCUAGAGGGCAUUGUGGAAACCACAGGUAUGACAUGCCAAGCAAGAACAUCUUACACGGAGGAUGAAGUGCUGUGGGGCCAUCGAUUCCUUCCUGUCAUGUCUCUAGAAGAAGGUUUCUUCAGAGUGGACUACUCCCAGUUCCACAACACCUUUGAGGUUCCCACGCCUCCCUACAGUGUCAAAGAGCAGGAGGAGAAAUCUUCUCUGACGUCCCCGAAUCCCGUAGCCAUUGCUCCCACUCUCCCCUCGCCUCUGCUGGGCAACAGAGUGGGCCGCCGGGAAAGGCUUCUCUCAGCCGACCAUGCGGAGAACCCGGAGGAUCAGGCCUCCAGGCUGCCCAGCAAGCUCCAGCGAAUGAGCUCCACCAAGGAGGAGCACCUAUGGAGGGCGCUGAAGACGGGAACGGCCUUGCCCGGUGGUAAAGCCUACAGCACCGGAGACCUUUCGCUCAGCAUCCAGCGGUUUAGGUCCAGCUCCAUCCCAGCUGUGAAGCAUGGACAGCCUGAGGAGCAAGUCAAGCUGCUAUCCCUUGAUCUUGAUGCUGAUGAGGGGGAUCCAGUGAAACACAGACAGCCAACAGCAAUUAGCACUAUCGGUGCUGCGACGCCAGCACCAGUCCCAUUCCCCUCGAUGGGGAGUCGGCCAGAGGACAAUCUACCCCCAAAACUGCGCAAAAUGAACGCUGACCGCUGAUAAAAACUCAAAAAAUCUCAAACAGGCUUCAAGGGCAUUGCAUAGAAACAGAGACUACUGUGACCUAGAUUCCCCCCUGCAGUUUUUGUUUUUUACUGUUCACUUAAUGCAAUCUCUUUACUAAGCUGUCGAUUGCUACAACUAGAACGAUGCCAAUAAGCCAUCCAUCCGCUCAAACUGUGAGUCAGUUUUGAUAGAUCACCAUCUGUGCCCCCCACAGACUUCUAACACUUAUCUGUGUGUGCUUGUUUUUUUUAAUUUCUACACAGUUACAUCACAUGUUCUCUGAUCUUCAUAAACUGCUGUAUGUUUUUCUAACUAAAAAAGCAACAAUGGGACGAAUAAAUAAAUAGAAAUUACUAUUUGCCACAUCUUCCCCCAAACCACUGCUUUAUCAGGCACAACUUAGGACAAAAAGGAACAUGACACAGUAUUGAAUAAGAAAAGUUUUUUUGUAAUUUUGUAAUAAUAAUUUACUAUAAUAAUGUAGAUUAUUGUGGUGUAUAAUUUACACUAUGAUUUAAUAGCGUAAAUUAUAGUGUAAAUUUACACUAGUUUAUAGUGUACAUUAUACACUACAAGCUAGUGUAUAAAUUAUUUGCAGUUGUUUUUUAUAUUACCUGGCUUUCUUUGUUUUGUUUUUUUUGUAUUUAGCCAUUAGCUUUGGCUAACUCAGGAUAUGUAGCCAUUACUAGUUGAACUCAUGACUAUUUAUGAGCUGCACAAGGAGAAACAAGGACUUUAUUGGCAAAUUGUUGGUUUAAUUACAAACUAGUGAUGAACAGGACUCAAUGUGCUUGAUCAGUUUGGUCUUUUCUACUUACUGGCCUGUGUAAAGGGCUAACAUUUGUGCUGAAUGGCUAAGCCUAAGUCUAUGUUUGCUAGUGUUAUGUUUAAAAUUCUUGCAGAAUACAAAGGUUCUAGCAUUUUCAGCUUUACUUCAAAAAUUAGAUUUAGCUAUUGCUUAAAACUCUGCAUGUGUCACUUAUUUCAUGAUCAUAACCUUGCAAUCUAAAACACAUAGCAUACGAAGGCUGCGUUUAUGCUAACAUUAGCAUAAAUAGCUCGAUACCAUAAAAUGGGUCCUAAAGGCUCAUCUUUUGUUUCAACACAUUGUGUGUCAUAAUGGGACUUUUUCUGUUUUUUUAACACUGUGAAAAUUACACCCUGAGUGGUUAUGACAUACCAUAAAACUCAUAGCUCAUAAACGCAUACCCUACUGUGACUCAGUGUGCACAAGUAAAUAAAACUUAAUGAAACCAGUCUGAGAACACACAUCACCCAAUCUUAAUGUAGGAAACAAAAAAUCAACUAGAAUCAAAUUGCAUUUUGUUUUAAAUAAGAAGAAAAUCAGCUUGCCAUAAUCGCCGCAAACUGCACAUGUGCCAUGUAUCCUGAUGCUACAUUGACUGAGUUGUGGUGUGACGGAUUCAUUAAGUUUACUAAAUCAGAUCAUUUUACAGCUCCAGACCUUUAGGUUUCUUUAGGCAAGAAACCUAAAGAAAAACAAUAUGGAUAUGGUGAACGCAUUGGGGUACAAUACUCAUUGUUAAUAUAAAGAUAUUGUAAGCAACCACUGCACAUUUAUCAAUGGUGGACAUAAUUUAUACUUGGGACUUACAUCUUCUGAGUUCCAUUUCAGAAAAAUUACUUGAAACGCCCAAUGAACUGGGAAUUGUGAUUUGGAAUAUUUGACUUGCAGUCACAAAAAAUGGCUGCCACACAAAAAGUAUAGUGAACUUUGCACAAAUAAACAGUUUGAUUUUUGUUUAUUGUAUCUCAAUAAUCCAGUGGCAUUAAUGUACACCCUCCGUUUGUGAACAUGUUCUUUUAGAAUAUGAAUGCACAGGCUGUAAAAUGGAGAGGAAUACAAUAUUAUUGUUGUGUCUUGCUAAUAGUCGUUAGUCUUGUCAUAAAAUGAAAGCUAAAUGUAUAUAAAAUAUAUUCUUUAAUGGAGAGUUUAUUUUGUCAGUCAGCUUUAAUUAAUUUAUUUAUUUA
Messenger RNA from Xiphophorus maculatus (southern platyfish), 4200 nucleotides. Its product is annotated as G protein-activated inward rectifier potassium channel 1-like. Gene Ontology annotation, biological process: regulation of monoatomic ion transmembrane transport; potassium ion import across plasma membrane. The record is from RefSeq and is a predicted model, not a curated record. Gene Ontology annotation, molecular function: G-protein activated inward rectifier potassium channel activity. The transcript has 3 exons. Gene Ontology annotation, cellular component: plasma membrane. Bases 649 to 2202 code for a protein of 517 amino acids. NCBI's taxonomy places the organism in Eukaryota, Metazoa, Chordata, Actinopteri, Cyprinodontiformes, Poeciliidae.